Molecule: messenger RNA, 4811 nt
Organism: Myripristis murdjan (pinecone soldierfish)
Lineage: Eukaryota; Metazoa; Chordata; Actinopteri; Holocentriformes; Holocentridae
Gene: nfascb
Product: neurofascin homolog (chicken) b
Exons: 27
Coding region: 268-3807 (1179 amino acids)
Biological process (GO): brain development; axon guidance; cell-cell adhesion
Cellular component (GO): plasma membrane; axon
Molecular function (GO): cell-cell adhesion mediator activity
Source: RefSeq, a predicted model, not a curated record
GUUAUCUCCUCCAUCAUCCUUACUCACCUGCACUAACAUGAUGGAUUAACAAUUCAGGGUCUAAAAACAGAUGCUGCGGGUAAAGUGAAGUUCACAGUGGAGAUGCUGCCUUAAAUCUACUGUGACCGAAGAUGACAGAAGUUUGCUUUUCGACAAUGUAGGAGCCAGCUGUCAAGGCAGAGAGUGGAAAGAGUGACCAAGCAGCAAAGAAAACUCCAAGGAGAAUUGGCAGACCAAGAGUGUUGCUGGAUUCCAUGCACUGUAAAGAUGGGGACACUGCUCGAACCAGCUGUACUGCUGCUUUUAUGGCAGGGUGUAUGGGCUUUGGACGUACCACUGGAAAUCAGACAGCCCCCAACUAUCAUCAAACAGUCUCUGAAGGAGCAUAUUGUUGACCCCAAGGACACCAUGGUCAUAGAAUGUGAAGCAAAGGGAAACCCUCAUCCAAUUUUCUCAUGGAGGCGCAAUGGGAAGUAUUUCAAUGUAGCACGUGACUCUCAGACAUCGAUGCGCAGACGCUCAGGGACACUGGAUAUCUAUGCCAGGAACAAUCCAGGAGACUAUGAAGCAGAGUAUCAGUGCAUUGCUUCCAAUGAGUAUGGCUCUGCAUACUCCAACAAGAUCAGACUCCAACUAUCAAGAGCUCCAGUCUGGCCAAGGGAGAUUCUGGAGCCUGUGGUGGUCAGUGUCGGCUUGCCUCUGGUCCUGUCCUGCGACCCACCACCUGGCCCGCCUAAACCUGAGACCUACUGGAUGUCCAGCUGUUCAUAUGCGAGGCCUUUUAACUGGCCAAUUCAGACUGCUUUCCCCACUAUGCAGGCUGUGCGGCAGGACCGCAGGGUUUCCAUGGGAGUAAACGGAGAUCUGUACUUCUCUAAUGUCUUGAUCAAUGACUCUGCCACGGACUACUGCUGUAAUGCUCGCUUCCCUUACAAGAAUAUCAUCCAGCAGAAGAUGCCUGUGGUUGUCAAGGUGCUUACAACUCGAACGGUGGCCGAGGCUGCCCCCACCUGGCUGUCUCCCACAGGCUCAUCCAGCUCCGUCAUGGUCCUUCAAGGGGAGGAGCUGUUCCUGGAGUGCAUCGCUGCAGGAGUGCCAACACCUCACAUUAGCUGGAUGAAGGACGGUGAGGCGCUUUCGGUUACGUCACGCAUGAGAGUAAAGAACUUCAAUAAGAUGAUUAAAAUCCCAAAGGCAUCUUUUGAUGAUGCAGGCGAAUAUGUGUGCACUGCUACGAAUAAGAUUGGAUACAUCGAGCACACAAUAACUGUCCGAGUUAAAGCGGCACCAUUUUGGUUGGAGAGGCCCAGCGAUUUGAUCUUGGCCCCUGAGGAAAAUGGGCAAUUAGUGUGUCGUUCUGAUGGUGCCCCUCGGCCCACCAUUCGCUGGUUUAUCAAUGGAGAACCAAUUGAAACUGCCACACCACAACCUAACAGACAUGUCUCAGGAGAAACACUGACUCUCCGCUCUGUGACUGUUGCAAACACUGGUGUCUACCAGUGCAAUGCUUCAAAUCAGUAUGGCUAUUUAUUUGCCAACGCUUUUGUCAACGUGCUACAUGCAACACCACGUAUAAUGGGGCCCAGGAAUGAGCUCAUCAAGGUGAUAGAGGGCAGCCGUAUCUUCUUACACUGCCGCUACUUUGGUUCUCCGGUGCCUGAUUUGCGAUGGUCUAAGUAUGGGCAAGGGAAUCUUGAAGGAAAUCGUUUUAAGACCCACGGUAACGGGACCCUAGAAAUCAAGCGCAUAAAGGUAGAUGACCAGGGGACUUACCUGUGUAUCGUCAGCAAUAUCGCAGGAAGAGAUGAGAGUCAAGUCCGAGUAGAAGUUAAAGAGCCAACUAUGAUUAUCAAAAGACCACAGAAUAUGAAAGUCCUGCGUGGAACUGAUGUGCGCUUUGAAUGUGGUGUAAAACACGAUGUCAGUACACCUGUCACAACCUCUUGGAUGAAAAACAAAAAGUUUGUCACCCUGGGCUGGAGGAUUUCUCUGGAUGAAUCAAACCUGGUCAUCACAAGUGUGAACAGAGGGGAUGAGGGCAAUUAUACCUGUAUCAUCAAAACCGAAAUGGAACAGAAAUCUGCCUCAGCACAACUAAUGGUGAUGGACCGUCCUGAUCCUCCCACUGAUUUAGAGUUAUCAGAUCCAUAUGAGCGCAGUGUAAGACUCACUUGGGUUCCUGGAGACAACAACCACAGCCCUAUCACAGAGUACUUGGUGCAGUAUGAUGAAGAUGACUGGUUGCCAGGGAAGUGGAGAAACCUGUCAACGUACCCAGGGAACCUCAACUCUGUCGUUCUGCAGCUUUCACCAUUCACCUAUUAUGAGUUUCGCGUCAUCGCUACCAAUGCCAUUGGACCAAGUCGUCCUAGUCGUCCAUCCAUGCGCUUCCAGACCAGCGGUGCACCUCCUGAUGUCAUCCCAAAGAACUUAAAAGGAGUGGGUACAUGGAGAAAUAACAUGGAGAUCAGCUGGGAGCCUCUGACCUACAGAGAGUGGAAUGGGCCUCACCUAAAAUAUCUGGUAUGGUGGAGAAGGAGAGAUUCCCGAGAAGAGUGGAAAAAUGCCACCACCAAGUGGCUGAAAUAUUACAUCUAUGAUGCGGACACCUUCACUCCUUAUGAACUCAAGGUUCAGGCUGUCAAUGACUUUGGGCUGGGCCCGGAGUCUCCUGUUGUCAUUGGUUACUCUGGAGAAGACCGUCCCAAUGCUGCACCCCUCAACCUGAGGGUGUCCGACAUACAGAGCACUGAGGUGACUUUGCACUGGGACCCAGUUUCUCGCAGCUCUAUCAUGGGAGAACUGAAAGAAUACAAGGUGUACUACUGGAGGGACAGUAGCCAGCUGAGAUGGCUGAGUGUCAGCAGGGCUAUGAAAUCAAAAGCGUUCCCAGGCAGUGAUCCAGAGCCCUCUGGGGUUCUCUCUGACCUCUUCUCUUACAGCAACUACAAGUUGUACAUAGUGGUGGCUAAUAAUCGAUUUGAAGGGCCACCCAGUAAUACUAUACAAUUCUCAACACCCGAAGGAGUACCAUCUGUUCCCAGAUCCUUCAGGAUCCAGCAGAGACAUCUGGACACUAUUUAUGUCGACUGGGAAACGCCAGCAGAACCCAAUGGAAUCAUUACUGGGUAUUCCCUCAAGUACCAGACAGUAAAUGCCACCAGAGGAGAGGAGCUACGAGUUGAAGAGUUCCCUGCAAAUGUGACAAGUUUCUCUGUUCGGCGAUAUGACCGCUACACUCGAUACAGAUUUUCCCUGGCAGCACGAACUCAGGUUGGCAUUGGGGAAUGGUACACUGAGGAGUCACCGCACUACACCACUGAAGCUUAUGCUCGGGACCAGGUGGACAUCACCACUCAGGGCUGGUUUAUAGGAAUAAUGUGCGCUGUAGCAGUUAUUGUCCUCAUCCUUCUCAUAGUCUGUUUUAUCAAAAGGAGCCGAGGGGGGAAAUACCCAGUACGAGACAAAAAAGACAUCUCACUGGAGCCAGUGGAUGACAAAGAUCAGGAGGGAUCAUUUGACUAUCGGUCUCUUGAAAGGAUAGCACGUGUCUCUACUCUUCCUUAUCCGCGGCGAGAGGAGGAGAGAGGCCUCCAGAGAGGCCAAGAAUCUGUGGAGGCAAUGAUGAAGCGAACAGACAGUGACGACAGUCUUGUGGAAUACGGAGAAGGCGGGGAGAUCCAGUUCAACGAGGAUGGCUCUUUCAUUGGCGAGUACACAGGAAGCAGGAGAGAUGUCAGAGAGGUGGACUAUGGAGGGAGUCUGGAGCUCCACUCUCCAAUGAACGCCAUCUACUCCCUGGCGUAACAGUCUCUCUCUCACGUAAACUCAACUCUGCGUCGCCUGACAUUGCCACGCUUGUAUCCUCCACUUAAGAACUCAGAGGAAAUAUGCGACUUGUGGUAUAUCUGUGCCUGCAAGAGGGAACAACUGGAGCCUGAAGUGCCACUGCCCUCCAUCUCCUCACACCUUUCUCAGCACUGACAAUGCAGCACACAAGCAUUUUAACAAUGUGGAGGAACAGCUGGGACGAUACACCAGGAGAUGAAACACUCGUGUGAUAAAAAGGGAGCUUUACAUUUUGUUACUUGUAUUGCAUUUCUUGUAAGUAAUUGCAAGGAGAGUGUGUGUAUGUGUGUAUAUGAGUGCGUGUACAGGUACAUAUGUUCAAUUAUACCACUAAACCAAGAAAUACUGACUUCACAUCAAAGGAGAUAGAAGUUAAAGAGUUUAUCAUGUUGAUAAAAGCAGCUGCAACUUUAAAAAGGACCAUCUUAACUCUUUCUUUCUUUCUUUCUUUCUUUCUUUCUUUCUGCAAAUUUCAAUAAUAUCAUUCAUGUUUUGUCUGAUGUUGAUAGUUUGAAAUAAGGAGCACACCCCAUGCCUUUCAGGACCACAUAACCCAUAAUCUCAUUCCAAACUUUGGACUGCCUUCGCUUCAUUUUAUAUGCUGGUGUUAAAAGUACAUUGUAUCAAAAUGUUGUUGGUGAUAGGUGCAGGGUAAUAAAAUGUCUCUGGGGACUAAUGAUUCAUAUUCACCGUCAGUUUAAUAUUGUUGGUUAAUAAUGAUGGGGGACAAGAGGUCAAGCCAGCUGGGGAAUCAGUGAGCAGUAAAUGGCCAUAAACCAGCUAUAAAAUCAGACAGACAUGGACAUUUGUCUAUGAAAUGGCAUAACUGUUUCCUCCAUUUCUCACAGAAUGGAGAUAAAUGUACAUAAUUAAUCUUUAUGUAACAGCUUAACUGUGUCUUUACUUUAUUUGACUCAUAACAUGUGCCCUAAAGUAAAUAAAUAUCUUGUUUUUGGAGGACA